UUGAUGACGGUUACACUCUAGUCAGUGUGUAUGAGAGGAGUCCGGCGUCGCCUGGCUUCCUUCUCCACAUAAGUUUGUUCUUUGUUUGUCAGCUGUUAGUGAAAGAUUCCUUCCGUCCCGUCAACUCAAAACACCGCCGUGUUAUGGAACUAGACAAAAUGGACGAGAACGAUUGGAAAUACCACGGGGAAGGGAACAAGAGCCUUGUUGUUUCACACGUCCAGCACUCCAGAGUCCUCCGGCUUUUGAAAUACCCUUGUGAGGAAACACAAAACGCACAUCAGACGACGGAACAAGCUUUCCAACACAUUCCCAACAUAGUUGAUUAUUGCAGAAAUGUCAUGAAGCCCUUGUUGGGGGAGAAAUAUGUGCACAGUGGAGAAGUUGUUAAACUCCCGUUGGACUUUGUACGAAAGCUGUCGUUGAAGAUCCAACAAGAACGCCCAGAAUUACGGUGUGAUAAAGUGAUGGACACUUUCAGUGGGUGUGGCCUGUGUCUUCCCAACCUCACCCACCUGUCACUGUGCCACUUUGGAGAUCACCGACCUCCUCUGUGUGUCGAAAUUAAGCCAAAAUGUGGAUUUCUACCCUUUUCAAGACACGCUACCAAGGAAUGUAAGAGAAAAGUGUGCCGAUUUUGUAUGCACCAGCAUUUUAAGCUAGCUAACGGGAAGUGGAACAGGCUGAGUCGGUACUGUCCCUUGGAUCUCUUCUCAGGGAGCAAACAGAGAAUGUAUAUAGCAAUCAAGAACCUGUUGGAAGAACCACAAAACAAUUUGAAAAUAUUUAAGGGUGGAGAGCUGAUAUACAGCUGCAAAGAUGAUGCCAAGCAACAACCCGACUUAAACGAGCUUGUCCAGCACCUGUGGCCCUACUUCCACCACAGCAACGGGCACCAGUCCAGCAAAACUGUCCUCAGCGAGUUCAUUCAGGUGAUCUGCAGCGCUCUGCUAAGUACCGGAGACUCGAAUCGAUCUGUAGAACCGAGGAAGGUGCAGCUCUCUGACGGCAGAGUGCUCUGUGAAGCCAGUCCACUUCACAGAGAUCUGCUACGCAACGGCAGUCCUGGUCUUCCCAAAGACUGCGUCCUUGCCAAAAUCCUCCAAGCCCAGAUGAUGGACAACCUUGACAUUGAAGGCCUCUACCCACUGUACAAGAGAGUGGAGCAAUAUCUGGAGAAGUUUCCUAAAGAAAGGAACAGAUUGCAGAUCGAUGGUCCUUAUGACUCAAGUUUCCUGGAGAAGGUGAAAACGUGUCCUCCUGAAGACGAUGGCUCCAUAGAAUAUGCAGUUGCAAAGGUUCUUCAGUACAGAGUAGCAAUGACCGCUAAGGAUUGCUCCAUCAUGAUCACCUUCGCACCUUGUGGAGAAGAUGAAAAACUACAGCCUCAUUUAGAAAUCCAACCCACAAAAACUCGUUUUGCGUUCUCUGUCUCCAUCCUGGAUCUGGAUCCUAAACCGUACGAGAGCAUCCCUCACCAGUAUAAACUCGACACCAAAAUCGUCAACUAUUACCUGAAGAGCACAAUUGACACAAAGGAGCUGCCUCCCUCCAGCCUUUACAGUGAGCGGCAGGACUGCACGCUGCUCUUCCACCCCGUAUGAACCUCGCUUUCUUCUCGUCUCUGCUCCACACGCUGCUUCUCAUUUCAACGAUGGAUCUGAGUGUAUUAUUCCCAGUUUUUUUAAAAAUUAUUAUUAUUUGUAUCCACACCUCAUUAAGAUGUGUGCCAUGUUUUGUUUUUUUUACCUGGAAGUGACCUGAACUUUUCAAAGAAUGAAAGGCACAGAGGAGGAGGGGGGGUGGUGUUUGUCGGUUGUCAUAUAACAACCGCAUUCUAGUGCCAAGAGUGGCUUUCUUCGCAGGGAGUGAUCGUGUCUCUGUGUAAAGACUACAGUGAGGGGGUAAUUCAAAUAAAGAUGGAUACUUGAUGUGAAAUGAGACUACUACUCCAUAACGUUUAGGUCUGUGACCACUGACAUUAACAGGAUUUACAAUAUGGCUAGACGAAUGCAUGUUGAUGCGUCUAGCUCAAGGCCAUCGCGCUUUUUUUUGUACGUUCAGUAAGUACUGUACCAUAGUCAGUUAUUAUUUAUGUUAAGUAAUCAAGCUUCUCAAAUCAUCUUUGAUGGGGCUUGUGAUUUUAUUUUUAUUUUUUCCUCUUUUUUUUUUCUUUCUUUCCACAGUUUAAAAAAUAGCACAUUGGUUGCUGAUGACAAAUGUUUAACCACUGCAUGUGUUUGCUGCUUAAUAUGUUCCCGAUCCGUUAUGUUUUUACUGGACCUGUUGUUUACUCGUUCUUUGCUUAAUUUCCCUCCACCUAAAGUGUAGCAUGUGUAAUUACCAUGAACAACCUCUGGUAAUUCGUGUGCUGUAACCGAUGCAGUGGAUGCAGAGCAGGUUUAAAUAAAGAGCUCGUCCUUUUAAGUGAAAGAAGGGAGAGUAUGUUUUGGAGAGUGUUCUCGUUUGGCCCCAAACCAGAUUCGGCAUCGGUAAAAGGUUGUACAAGCAGACCAAAGCUGUUCAACAUACAAAUUGCACAUGAGGGUAUAAAAGAGCCAAGCUGGCACUUUCCAAAACUUCAUGACUUAAAGAAGUUUGCUAAAUUUUUAAUGGCUUCUUUAUUAUAAUGUAGUUUAAUGAAGUUGCUUGUGGCUCAUUGCGUACGCCUGGCCCAUUUAAUUGCAGCCGAAAGCACAGCAUUUACUAUAGCCAAAUCUUUUUAUAGAGACAAAUGUAAACUACUUGUGUGUGAUCAUUUGAACUAAACACUAUACAUAACAUUGAAGGACUUUGUACGCACAUGCUCGUAGUUGAGCUCGUAUCAGCUUAGAAACGCCAGAACAGAUGCAUGUCUGUGUUCAUCCACAGACUCCUGAUGCAUCAUUGCUUUGACCAGUGCUGUGAUAUUUUUAUUUUAUUUAUUUAAUUUUUUUCUCUCCUUUCACCUCAUGUGAUCUAGCGAAUGCUGUGUCUAAUAGUAUUGAUUUUAAACCACUAAAGUCCUGUUUCUCUCUUUAGUUAAACAACUGAACAAUUCUAUGGCAUGAUCAGACUUUUUACAUGUCAGCUUUCGAGGCCUUAAUCGACAGUUCAGAGGAUUUUCUUGGACAGCCUUUAAUAUCGGCCAAACUCUUUACUGUUCCUCCUAAUGUACCUCUGUAGGUGUUUGUACUUUGUGCUGCACAAUUUAAGUUCAGUAGUCAUCACAUUUGAAAGAGUAAAACAGAACAUUUUUGUAGUUUUAAGUGAAAUCAGAUGUUGAUGUUACUCUAAUGCAAAAGAUAAAAACCUUUUAGUGCAAGACUGAAAGUUUGUGGUGUUAACGCAAAACAAUUUGAUCUGCACUGCCAGUCAAAAGUUUGAACUCUUGGAGUUUGUUUUAUUACAGUUGAAUCACUGAGUGACACAGAUGUUCUAAAGAUGUAAAUCUUUAGUGUAGAAGAUAAACAUCGAUCAGCAAAAGUACAUGUAGAUGUAGAAGAGAUUUUGGCCUGUAACUUUAAUUCACAUAUCUGUGUUCCUUAAUUAAACAGAGUUAAUUUGACAGUAUUUCAGAUGGACCAUUUAGAUGGGUUAAUUACAGUGUGAAAGCUUUUGAUUGGCAGUGCCUUUGGGUACGGCGAAGGCCAAAUCUGAAGUCGAGCAAAAUCUAAAGGUUGACUUGCAGGGAGCAAAACGUUGACUGACUCACUACAAGAAACUAAAGGAUGUGUACUUGCUAAACUGAAACCCAGGUUACUAUUAAUCCUCUCAAGAAAUCACAAUCACUGUGAUUACUGAUAAAGUAAGGACUAAAAUAUUCACUAUUUCGAAAGACAAAGUGGAUUUUGCGGUCACAUUUUUUCUAUUUAAAUUAUUUAUUUUUCUAGCUAUUGUCUAAUGAUGUAUAUUUACAUACGCUAUGUGCACACGUGUACAUGUGGUGACGGAUUGUGUACAGAUAGCAUUAAUACAUUUCUUAAUAGACAAUACGGUGGUGUUUAUACUGAAUAAAAUUCUAAAGCAAACCUACAUUUGCUUUAACA
This is a messenger RNA of Tachysurus fulvidraco (yellow catfish), 4028 nucleotides long. RefSeq names its product inositol 1,3,4,5,6-pentakisphosphate 2-kinase (gene ippk). Lineage: Eukaryota; Metazoa; Chordata; Actinopteri; Siluriformes; Bagridae. Gene Ontology annotation, cellular component: nucleus. The record is from RefSeq and is a predicted model, not a curated record. The transcript has 13 exons. The coding region runs from base 144 to 1604 and encodes 486 amino acids. Gene Ontology annotation, molecular function: ATP binding; inositol-1,3,4,5,6-pentakisphosphate 2-kinase activity. Gene Ontology annotation, biological process: inositol phosphate biosynthetic process.